Spathaspora passalidarum NRRL Y-27907 is the source of this 2586-nucleotide messenger RNA. RefSeq names its product mRNA (guanine-N7)-methyltransferase (gene ABD1). Gene Ontology annotation, cellular component: nucleus. Gene Ontology annotation, molecular function: mRNA 5'-cap (guanine-N7-)-methyltransferase activity. The coding region runs from base 39 to 1583 and encodes 514 amino acids. The transcript has a single exon. The record is from RefSeq and is a predicted model, not a curated record. Lineage: Eukaryota; Fungi; Ascomycota; Pichiomycetes; Serinales; Debaryomycetaceae. Gene Ontology annotation, biological process: 7-methylguanosine mRNA capping.
AAACUAAAAUUAAAUGCUGCCAACUUUUACCCACCAAGAUGGACAAGACCAACAUGUCUAACGAGCUGACACAGGAGUCAUCCAAACUAAUAGAACCAGAAAUUAGCUCUGCUUCUCCAGAAGAACCAUUAGCCAAACGUAUUAAAGCAAAGGAUGAUUUACCUUCUGAAUUUUCUAUUAGAAGAAGAAAUUCGGCAGAUACUAGACAAACUACUAUAGCUUCUGCAUAUCAAUAUGAAAGCGAAGUACCAGCUUGGCGAAAGUCAGAUAGAGGAGUUGAUCAUAAAUACGAUAAAUACGGUUCUAGACAAGUGAAAGCUGCUGCUGCACCCUCUACACCAAGUACUGGUGCCACGUCAGACCCAAGAUUACAACGUAUAAAGCGUUCUCGUGACGAAUUAGAGAGAAGCAUUGAUAAGAUACAUCAAAGAAACAAUCGUCACCAAGAAGAACCCGAAGAAGAGGAAGAAGUUAAUCCUUAUUCCAAUUUAGAUGUUGCUAAUCCUUCCGUAAACCACCAAAUCUCAAACUAUCAUACAUUCCAAAGUAGAAUUACAAAUAGAGAAAACAAGGAUAUCAAUUCAAUUGUUAGAGCUCAUUAUAAUCAAAGAACACAGCAAUCCAAAUUCCAAGGUUCUAGAGUCAAUUCUCCAAUUUACAAAUUAAGAAAUUUUAAUAAUGCUAUUAAAUACAUGUUGUUAGGAAAUUUCGUUAAACAUAACCGUGAAGAAUCAGAAAUAUUUUCCUUUUUGGAUUUAUGUUGUGGUAAAGGUGGUGAUUUGAACAAAUGUGAAUUUGUAGGCAUUGAACAAUAUAUUGGUGUCGAUAUUUCCGAUUUAUCAGUUAGGGAAGCAUACGAACGAUAUUCAAAACAAAAAGCAAGAUUGAGAAACACAAGGGAUGGAAGACAUGGAUCUAGUAGAUAUAACUUUGAAGCAUGUUUUGCUACUGGUGAUUGUUUCACUGAAUUUGUUCCCAAUAUCUUGGAACCAAACUUUCCAGGGAUUAUAAAUCGUGCUUUCCCAGUUGAUGCUGUUUCCAUUCAAUUUGCCUUACAUUAUGCAUUUGAAUCUGAAGAAAAAGUACGAACUUUAUUGACAAAUGUGACAAGAUCUUUAAGAUCAGGGGGAGCUUUUAUUGGAACUAUCCCAUCGUCAGAUGUUAUCAAGUCAAAGAUUGUUCAAAAACAAUAUUAUAAAACUGAAGCUGGGAAAUGUAAAUUUGGGAAUGAAUUAUAUUCAGUUACGUUUGAUAAAGAGCCUCCAGCAGAUGGUGUAUUCCGUCCUCCAUUUGGUAAUAAAUAUAGAUAUUGGUUGAAGGAUGCUGUUGACGAUGUACCUGAAUAUGUUGUCCCUUUUGAAACUUUAAGAACGUUAUGUGAAGAAUAUGGGCUUACCCUUAAAUAUAAGAAAAAUUUCAUUGACAUUUUCAAUCAAGAAAUACCUCGCUAUUUCCUGAAAUUGAAUAAACAUCUAAUUGAAGGUAUCAAAAGAAGUGACGGGAAGUAUGGUGCUGAAGGUGACGAGAAAGAAGCUGUUGGAUUCUAUAUUGGGUUUGUAUUUGAAAAAUUACAAACAAUGUAAUAGAAAGUCGAGUUUUUUGGACUAAGUGCUAUGAAAUAGACAAGCAUAGAUCCAUUUUUUAGAGCAAAUUGGAGUAGUUCUCAGUCAACAUAAGUGUCUAAUUAGAGAUAGACCAUCUGUUUCACCAAUAGUUCAAUCUAGCUAGCUAGUGCUCGCUAAAGAACUAAAUUGCACCAAAUGAAUACACUGGCAACGCUUAAAACUCUCAACUAGUUACAAAUAAUAAAAGACGUUUAAAGAUUACCAAACUACAAAAAUGUAUCAAGGUGGAUUACCGGGCGAGGCGGUAAAGCAAAGUUCGGAAGUUAGCAAACAAAUAAAUCAUAAUUUUAGGUUCCAUUUCCUCGUUUGGAAAUUGAGAGAAAUGUGUCCGUCAUUCCAUUUUCGGAUCCCUGGUCUAGAAAAAUAUAGUUGCUGCGACUAAAUUUAAGAUUUGUAUUCCCAAUCUUAACGUAUGAUUCACCUGCAAGUGACAAUCGAUAUUGUUGUGUUUCUCCACGCAAGCUACUGCGGGAGGAGACUUGGAACUUCACAAAGAGGUAAAAUCGAACCAUUCUCCAGGGAAAUGAAAUCUACCAUGCAGCUUAGGUAGAUCAACUAGCUCGUAUUCCAUCCAACGGGGUGGUCAAAAACUAACAUGAGAAAUAAGACAAAUUCAUGUUAAUAGCUUUGCGUGCAUCUCCUAAUUACACAGAAAGUAAUAUUGCGUAAUCACUAUUCUAAACAUUGUGAAUUUAGAUAUCUAAAUGUUUGCACUGCCCCGUUAUUGCCCCGUUAUUGCCGUGUUUGCUUCCUCUCAUGCACUUUAAGCUAAAGAAAAUAGUCAAACUAAUUCCUCCACUGAUAAGUGAAUGUAAUGUAUUCGAGAAAUUACAAACAAUGCAAGUUUCUUUUUUAGUCUUAAUGCCGAAACGAAACAAAGGGUUAUUUCAUAUGUUGAUUAUCUUAAACGAAACGUAGAAAACAAUAGUUAGCAAGCAAUUAGACGCCACAUGACCAUUGG